Messenger RNA from Rhodamnia argentea, 599 nucleotides. Its product is annotated as histone H4. The coding region runs from base 102 to 413 and encodes 103 amino acids. Gene Ontology annotation, molecular function: DNA binding; protein heterodimerization activity; structural constituent of chromatin. Gene Ontology annotation, biological process: nucleosome assembly. The record is from RefSeq and is a predicted model, not a curated record. Gene Ontology annotation, cellular component: nucleosome. Lineage: Eukaryota; Viridiplantae; Streptophyta; Magnoliopsida; Myrtales; Myrtaceae. The transcript has a single exon.
AUCACCCAGAAGAAGAAUCUCAAAGAGCUUCGAUCUUUGUGUCUCUAUUAGUACCAUCUUCUUCGUACAAGUUCUGUGUGAACUUCGCUCGGUCUGUGAAAAUGUCGGGCAGAGGAAAAGGAGGCAAGGGGCUGGGGAAGGGAGGGGCGAAGAGGCACAGGAAGGUGCUGCGGGACAACAUUCAGGGCAUCACCAAGCCCGCCAUCCGGAGGCUCGCUCGCCGAGGCGGCGUGAAGCGCAUUAGCGGGCUGAUCUACGAGGAGACCCGUGGCGUCCUCAAGAUCUUCCUCGAGAACGUGAUCCGUGACGCCGUGACCUACACUGAGCACGCCCGGCGGAAGACGGUGACUGCCAUGGACGUCGUGUACGCGCUCAAGAGGCAGGGGCGCACGCUCUAUGGGUUCGGCGGGUGAAGGUGGUUUUGUGCAGUGCUCGAGCUGUGUUUUGUCGUGUAUUAUCUGUGUGGUCAAAAGGAAAGGAAAAGGAAGAAAAGUGAAAAUGUAUCUUUCUUGCUGGAUGGUCCGCGGAUUGUUUCGGCUGAAAUGUUGGCCAUUCGUUUCUCUCUAGUGGAAAUGAAAAAAAAAAGUGGACUUUUUUCA